UAAUGUAUUCGAGUAUUUCUCCUGACGGGCCCCUUCAUCUAUGGCAAUUCAUAGCAAUGGUGACGGUGGUGAUGAUGGUUCUCUCUCAGUUACCGAUGUAUCAUUCUCUUAGACAAGUUAACUUAGCUUCACUGUUCUUGAGCUUAGCCUACACAUUCAUCGUGGUCGGCGUUUGUAUCCAUGCAGGGCUAUCGAAGGACGCACCUGCAAGAGGUUAUUCAUUAGAAUCAUCAACGUUUUCAAUGGUUAUGAGCGCCUUCACUUCUAUCUCUAUAAUCGCUGCCAUAUUUGGAAACGGGAUUGUCCUCGAGAUACAAGCCACAUUGGCUCCACCAGUAAUGGGGAAGAUGUUUAAAGGGCUUAUGAUGUGUUACUCGGUGAUUUUUGUUACGUUCUACUCCACUGCAGUCUCGAGUUACUAUGUGUUUGGCAAUAAAGCUAGCUCAAACAUUCUUAAAAGUCUCAUGCCAGAUGAGGGACCCGUGUUAGCCCGACUUGGCUUCUGA
This is a messenger RNA of Helianthus annuus (common sunflower), 506 nucleotides long. RefSeq names its product probable GABA transporter 2. NCBI's taxonomy places the organism in Eukaryota, Viridiplantae, Streptophyta, Magnoliopsida, Asterales, Asteraceae. The record is from RefSeq and is a predicted model, not a curated record. Gene Ontology annotation, cellular component: plasma membrane. The coding region runs from base 3 to 506 and encodes 167 amino acids. The transcript has 3 exons.